UUUCUCAAAUAACAAACAGAAGUUAUAACUCCUUCUCCGUUCCUAUCUCCGAAUACUUUUACCACCUCUAACAGAAAAACCAACACCGUCCUCUUCUUCUCUCACUGCGGGAAGGCGUUUUCCGGUCACCUCAUAUGUUCUUUUUCAUUGGAAGAUUCUAGUCUCAGCUAGUUUAUUCACACACUUUCAGGUUGUUUUUCAUUCGAAGAUUCUAGUUUCAGCUUGUUUUCUUACACACUCCAGAUUCUCUUUCAUUAGAAGAUCAAAAGUUCAGUUUGCUUGUCCACACAUUUUCAGGUAGCCAUGGCAGGAUUGAUGGUUGCAGGAGCUGUUCUUACCCCUAUCAUUCAAUUUACUAUUGAGAGUCUUGCCUCAAAAUAUUUCAAAGACCUCUUCAAUAAACGGUUGCUGGAAAAACUUAAAAUCACAUUGAAUUCUAUCAACAAAGUCUUGGAAGAUGCAGAGACAAAGCAGUACCAGAAUGAUGAGGUGAGGAUUUGGCUUGACAAUCUAAAGCAUGAGGUAUAUGAAGUAGAUCAGCUGUUGGAUGAGAUUGCUGCUAGUGCACGAAAAACGAGUAAGAGAAAGGUUAAAUGCUUUAGCUCAUUUUUUCCAAAUCAGUUUAAAUCUAGGAUCAAAGACUUGCUCGAUAAGCUAAAAGAUCUUUUAAAGCAUAGUGAUGUUAUGGGAUUGAAAGAAGGAACAAGUGCUCGUAAUGAAGUUGAAGUCGGUCCGAAUUUUUCAAAAAGACCGCCAACGACGUCUUUGGUGGAUGAAUCUCUCAUAUGUGGUAGAAGGGUUGAAAAGGAGAAAAUUGUCAGUUUCUUACUUUUAGACAAUGGUAGUAGUAGCAACCACACACCAAUACUCAGCAUAAUUGGUCUUGGUGGGAUGGGUAAGACCACCCUUGCUCGGCUCGUCUACAAUGACAACAAGGUGCAAAAGUGUUUUGAACUUAAAGCUUGGGUCUAUGUUUCAAAUCCAUUUGAUAUUACCAGACUCACUAAAGAAAUUCUCGAGCAAUUUAAUUCUUCACCAAAUAGUGAAAGCUUGGAAAUACUCCAACGCCAAUUGCAACAGAAGGUAACAGGCAAGAAAUGUUUGCUUGUUCUAGAUGAUAUUUGGAACGCAAAUGAGAAAAGUUGGAAUCAUUUACUAACUCCCUUUAACAAAGGAUCUUCUGGAAGUAAAAUUAUUGUGACCACACGAAAUAAGGACGAUGCAUUAGCCAUGGAAUCUGCCGAGUUAUUUGAAUUAGAAAAAUUGGGGGAGACUGAUUGUUGGAAUUUAUUUGUGACACAUGCUUUUCGCAACAAAAACGUGAGUGAAUAUCCAGAUUAUGAAUCAAUUGGAAGGAUGAUUCUAGACGACAAGUGUGGAGGGUUGCCAUUAGCCGUGGAAUCAAUGGGGAAGCUCUUGAGAAGAAAAUUCUCUAAAAGUGAAUGGGAUAAAAUAUUAAAGACUGAUAUGUGGUGUCUAUCAGAGAGAGACAGUGACAUAAAUCCAGUAUUGAGACUGAGUUACCAUAAUCUUCCUUCCAUUUCGAAGCGAUGUUUUGCUUAUUGUUCCAUAUUUCCCAGGGGUUAUACGUUUCAAAAGAACAAUUUAAUCAAUCUUUGGAUGACAUAUGGUUUGUUGAACUCUUACAAAAGUGUCAAAAGUAAAGAAGAGUUGGGUAGUGAAUCGUUUGAAGAUCUUGAAUCAAUUUCAUUUUUCCAAAGAUCACUAGAUUUUGAUGGUUGUUUUGUCAUGCAUGAUCUUGUCAAUGAUUUGGCAAAAUCAGAGUCUCGAGACUUUUGCUUCCAAGUUAAAGGUGAUAAUGUGGAAGAUAUAUCUGAAAGGACACGCCACAUUUCAUGUUCUCUUUAUUUGAAAGCCGACGAUGAGAUAUUAAAGCACAUUUAUAGAGCUAAGGGAUUACACAGCUUGUUGGUAGAAACACCAAGAGAUGGUGGUAAACGCUUCUUGAUAAGCAACGAUGUGCAAUGUGAUUUGUUUUCAAAGGUAAAACAUUUGCGGAUGUUGUCGUUUUGUGGUGUUAGAGAUGAACACAUAAAGUUACAACUAGGAGUACAGAUAGGCAAUUUAAAGUUUUUGCGCUAUCUAGACGUGUCUUGGACAAGUAUUCACAUGUUGCCUGAUUCUAUUUGUGAGCUUUACAAUUUAGAGACACUGAUAUUGGAAGGGUGUUUUAGUUUCAUGGUACUUCCUAAAGAUUUUUUCAAACUUGACCAUUUACGCUAUCUUAAUCUGGAAGGAACUGCAAUAAGGGAGAUGCCAAAGAACAUAAGGAAACUAAACCAUCUACAAAUGCUGACUAAUUUUUGUGUGGGAGCUUCGAGUGGGUCUGAUAUUGAGGAGUUGGAAAAUCUCAAUCUUCUUCAAGGAAAACUUUGUCUUUCAAGAUUAAACAAUGUCACUGAUCCAACACAUGCCGUAAAGACCCGUUUGCAAGAUAAGAAGUUUUUAGAAGAAAUACAUAUGAAAUAUGAUAGUUCAGUAGUGGAAAGCAAUGUGUCUGUCUUGGACGCCCUUCAACCAAAUAACAAUCUGAAGAGGCUCACUAUUGAGAACUACAAUGGCAAUAUGUUUCCAAAUUGGCUAAGUGGUUGUGAUUUACCCAACUUAAUAUCUCUUAAACUGAAGAACUGUAAUGGAAUAAAGAUCAUCGACAAUAACUCAACAAAUGUCCCGUUCAAGUCCCUUGAAGUUUUGGAAUUUGACUCCAUGUACGAGUGGGAGGAAUGGGUAUGUAUUGAAGGGUUUCCUCGGCUUAAAGAAAUUUCUAUAACUGAUUGUCCCAAAUUGAAAAGAGCACUCCCUCCACACCUUCCUUCAUUACAUAAAUUGGUGAUUAGUGGUUGCAAAAUGCUGGACGUGUCAAUUCCCAAUUGUGAUGAAAUCAGAGUGUUGGAACUAAGGAAUUGUAAGCGGAUUUUGAUAAAUGAGUUGUCAUCCAGCUUGAAAAGGUUUGUCCUUCGUGGAAAUCAGUAUGUUGAGUUCUCCAUGGAUCAUUUAAUCAACAAUCCCUUUCUGGAAUCGUUGGAUUUGGAUUUCAAGGACAUUGUAGAAUGUCCCUCAUUUGAUUUGUGCUGUUAUAACUCUCUGUCCGAACUUUCAAUAAGAAGAUGGCAGUUCUCCUCCUUUCCUCUUUCACUACAUUUGUUCACCAAUCUUGAUUUUCUCUUAUUGUUAGAUUGUCCAAGGCUGGAGUCUUUUCCUAUGGGAGGUUUUCCUUCCAACUUGAGGUAUCUUCCAAUAGUUAAAUGUCCAAAACUAACUGCUUCCAGAGAGGAGUUGGGUUUAUUCCAACUCAAAUCUCUGGCUCAUUUCCGUGUUGCUGAUGAUUUUGAAAAUGUGGAGUCCUUCCCUGAGCAGAAUCUACUGCCACCAACUCUUAAGUCUCUUUAUUUGAGUAGUUGUUCAAAGCUUAGAAUAUUGAACUACAAGGGAUUUCUCCACCUCAAAUCUCUUAGUUAUAUACAGAUUAACAACUGCCCUGGUCUUGAGAGUUUGCCGGAGGAGGGUCUACCCAACUCCCUUGAUACUUUGUUUAUUGUAAAUUGUCCAUUAGUUAAGGAGAAGUACAAAAAGGAGGGAGGAGAGCGUUGGCAUACAAUUUGUCACAUCCCUACUGUGUGGAUUGACCAUAUUUUGCAGCAAUAGUUUGAGCGGUAGAAAUGAGAUGUUUGUCACAGGCAAGUACAACCCAUGUGUUCAUUUUUUUUUCUUAAUUUUUUAUUUGGCACAAUAAUAACACUCUGUGUUUCAUUUUGAACAGUGGCAAGUCUACCUGAAGCUCAAAGAUCUUGCCGACCAAGACAUGCCAUUGUGAUCAACAUGAAGGGGCAAUUCAAAAGUAUGUGUAAAUAAAUAAAAAUAUGGAUUUCAACUGUUUUCGAUUAUUGUGUGGUUAAUAAGAGUUCGUAUUUAACUUUGUUAAUUUCUAGUUUCCCUUUUCUGUAGUGUAUAUUGUGUCUAUCUACAAAACAGUAAGACUGGUUAUUGUAAUAUUCUUAUUUUGCUAUGGAUCAU
Messenger RNA from Vicia villosa (hairy vetch), 4035 nucleotides. RefSeq names its product putative disease resistance protein At3g14460. The coding region runs from base 304 to 3666 and encodes 1120 amino acids. The record is from RefSeq and is a predicted model, not a curated record. Gene Ontology annotation, biological process: defense response to other organism. Gene Ontology annotation, molecular function: ADP binding. The transcript has 5 exons. NCBI's taxonomy places the organism in Eukaryota, Viridiplantae, Streptophyta, Magnoliopsida, Fabales, Fabaceae.